This is a messenger RNA of Brienomyrus brachyistius, 1621 nucleotides long. It is a transcript of the gene dnaaf4, whose product is annotated as dynein axonemal assembly factor 4. The transcript is spliced from 9 exons. NCBI's taxonomy places the organism in Eukaryota, Metazoa, Chordata, Actinopteri, Osteoglossiformes, Mormyridae. Gene Ontology annotation, molecular function: nuclear estrogen receptor binding. Gene Ontology annotation, biological process: cilium movement; outer dynein arm assembly; heart development. The record is from RefSeq and is a predicted model, not a curated record. The coding region runs from base 157 to 1413 and encodes 418 amino acids.
GAUCAUUACGGAAACCGGAAGGAGGACAGGGUUUUAUGGCGCAUGCGUCCCCGGAAGAAGGCCACGCGCUCUGCCCCUAACAACCACUCACGCGUCUAUAGCAACCGGCAUUACGACUCGCUCAUUAAAUGUUUGAUGGCAACUGAAUGAACAAAAAUGCCUUUGCUUGUUAAGGAUUACUCGUGGACUCAGACGCCGUCUUCAAUAUGCUUAACUAUUCCGCUAAAGGGAACAAACCCUAGGAAGGUGGAUGUGUUCGCCACAGACGAAUAUCUUAAGGUACAUUUUCCUCCUUUUCUGUUAGAAGUAUUUUUCUCGGAAGCUAUAGACGAUGACACAAGUGUCGCAAAGAUUGGAAAUGGAGUAGCGGUAUUGACGUUGCGCAAAAAGGAGGACAGGAUGUGGGAACAACUUACAAUAAACGACGCUGACAAAAAGAUAUUAAAAUCAAUCAGAGAGAGAGCUGUACUUAAAGCUCAGGAAAAGUCAGCAGCAGACUCAACAGCCAGGGCUGAGAAAAAACAGCAAGAAAACAAAUACACGCUGGAGAAGAUGAUGAAGAUAGAGGAGGAACAGAGGAACAACAUUGAGAAAUUAAAAGCUGAUGAACGUGAGAGGGCUACAGCAGAGCUGGAGGCCUGGAAACUCCAACAAAAGCGGGAGGCUGAAAAGGAAGACGCUCGCAGAAAUAGGCAAAAGCAAACACAAGAACAGAAGACGCAGCUAAACCAUACGUCCCAGUUAUCAUCUACGAAAAAUGCAGGCACCGUUAAAUACCAGCGAAAAGAUUCUGACAAGAAAAACCGGACACCCUUGCCUGCUCCAAGGUCCUCGUGCACUAUCAAAAUUCAGUUCACCCCACGAGUAUUUCCAACAGCCCUGCGAGAAUCCAGAGUACCAGAGGAAGAGGAAUGGCUUAAAAAGCAAGCUGACGUCAGGAGACAAACGAACACAGAUGUAUCAGAACUGAAUGACCUGAAGGAAGAUGAGCGGAACCCUGACUGGCUGAAAGAGAAGGGAAACAAAUUGUUUGUGACUGGUAACUACCUCGCUGCCGUCAAUGCCUAUAACCUUGCCAUACAGCUGAACAGGAAGAUUCCUGCACUAUAUUUAAACCGAGCUGCAUGCCACCUUAAAUUGAAAAACCUGCACAAAGCAAUAGAAGAUUCCUCUCAAGCGCUUGAUUUAUUGUUGCCGGCAGUUGCCGACAAUGCAGACGCCAGAAUGAAAGCCUAUGUGAGGCGGGGUACGGCUUUCUGUGAGCUGCAACUCUACGCUGAAGGUCUUCAAGAUUAUGAUGCGGCUCUCAAGAUAGACCCUUACAACCAAACUGUUCUGUCUGAUGCAGAAAAAAUCCGACAGUUCAUUCAAGGAAGUAUGCCUGACCAUUUGGACCCCGAGAAGAAAAUGUAGGCCAUACAGUUCACACAGGUGUCCUUUAAUAGCUUUAAUGUGAUACAUGAGUACUUGUGGCUCAAAAUAAUAAUGAGUUUAUUCUGCAUAUGUAAAACAUUCUACUGCCACUAUCUAUAUAUUUAAAAAAUAACUUUUCAUACAGAUAGCUGGUUAUCAGCAUAUUGAUUGCCAAUAAAGAUACCCAUAUCAUGUACCUUCUUAUUCA